Gryllus bimaculatus (two-spotted cricket) is the source of this 5900-nucleotide messenger RNA. NCBI's taxonomy places the organism in Eukaryota, Metazoa, Arthropoda, Insecta, Orthoptera, Gryllidae. The record is from the annotation of a GenBank genome assembly.
ACUGUGGCCCAGUUGGUAUCACCACAGUCGUGCGCGCCAAUGUGCAGCACCAGCUACAGUGCCAGUCGUGGCCAGUCGGUCUCCUGGAAGCAGUGCUCAGAAGCUGUGCUUGUGAAGAAGAGUUAGGGAAAGUUAUUUCGUCGCUCCAGGGAUGUAAGAAGGGCGGGAAAUUAUACAUGUUAGAGGAUUUCUCUCGGAAUACGAAAGUGGAUCGCUAUUACUCUUAUCUUUGUGAGAAAUCAUAAAGCAAAGUGGUUUAUAUUUUCUUUUUGUCACAAUGAGUACAUAAAGACAGGAAAAAUGUGUGCGUUUCUUUAGGAGGUUGAAAGUGAUACAGGAACGUACGGAGGUUAGCGAGUUUGUGAGGCUGUGUGAAACACUCUCAAAAAUGGGAGACAAUUUACAUAACGGAAGAAUCACUAAUUCUUUAAUGAAAGCGUGGUUAUCGUCUUUUCUACGACCUCGUCAAGAUGAAUUGUUUAGAGACGUGUUCCGGCAAGUGAGGAAUCUCAAUCUUCCGUUUUCUGAAGUGCAAAGAGCUAUGUGUCAAUUGACACGGAAGACAUCUGUGCCCAUAAGAAAACUUUCGUGCUCCCAGAGAGAUCCCUUAACAAGAAAAAAAAAGAGGAGAAGGAUGAUAAUCGACAGUGAUAGUGAUGAAGAUGGCAAUGAUUAUAAGACAAACCUACAUAUAUCUGAUGCUCAUGAUCACAUGGAAGAAUCAAAUGCAUUGCCACAGAGUUCUUUUGUAGGAGUACCCAUUUCGAAUCCAAACAUGGUGGAAGUCGCAGAAAUCAUUGAUUUGGUGGAUUCAGAUGAAGAAAUUCAAGAGUUGCCUACCAAGAACAUUCACCUGUGUCGAAAACGACGCUUUGCAAAAUUCUUUGGUAGCGAUUCAGAAGAUGAAACUGAUACAAUCAAACUUUCUGAAAAAUCUGUUUCCUGUGUUCUGAUUAAGGACUGUGAUUCAGACUGCUCUGAUGAACUGUGUGUUAAUGAAAGAGUAAAGAGAAAAAAUAAAAAGUUGCGGGUGAAUAAUUCUGACAUAAGUCUGUGUGCAGUAGAAGUUAAGAAGGAAGUAUUAGCCUCUGAUGUACAAAAUGAGAAUACUAUUAGUUGCCAAAAAAAUGAAAAUGAACUUACCAAGUCAGAAGUAAGUGAACAUAUUUCCACCGUAAUACAAGAGAAAUCAUAUCCAUCCCCCACAGAGGUAUUAAAGAAUGUUAUAAUAAUAGUAGAUUCUCCAGAAAAUAGUCCUGUAAUUAUUGAUGAAGAAAAAUAUAUUUCUGACGAGUGUUUACAGAAAAAUGAAUUGGAAAAUAAAUUACGUAGAGAAGAUAAUCAAGAUGUUCAAGGUGUAUCUCAGGCAGAAAAUAUUCAAAGUAAUUCUCCAGGAGCAGAACCGGAAAAUUCAUCAUCUACUCCUAGAGGGCUAAUUGAACAAGUGUCAACGUCAGAAUCCCUUGCAGACUCCACACUUCAGAAAAAUGAUAAUUCUGAUACAACUUCUAUUUCAGAGAAGCAGAUUACAAGUGGAGGAGAAAAUCAACAAGAGGCCACAGUAACUUCUUCUGGAUUACCUCUAUCUCCUCAAGAAACUUGCCCCAUUGGCGGUCCUCGAACAGGCCAAAUUUGGGUUAAAGAUAAUAGAAGCUUGGGAAUCUCAGAUAAUUGGAUCGCUUCCAAUUUAAACCGAACGAAAGAUCAAAUUGCAAUCUCUGCAUUAAGUAGUACAUCUGAUUUGUCUGGUUUUGAUCAAGAGUCUAUUAAAUGUGCAGAGGAUGCAGUCAAUUUGAUAAGCGAGUUUGCGAGUAAAUGGAAUAAGAAAGAAGAUGAGCUGAAAGCUCUAAAUCAAGAUAAUGAUGUUGUUUCUAAUUUUAGGAAGAAAGUACUCGCUGCUGAAAAGCAAACUUUAGUGAGGUACAUUCAGGAAAAUGUAGUUGUUAUUUUUAAGAAUCUAGUAGAGAAACUUCAAAGUGCGGAAAAAACAGAGGAGUUAAUAAGACUUCAUAUUUCGAAGAGAGAGACAAGCAAAGGUUUAAUACCACUUUUUAAUGCAAUUUGGAAAAAUUUUAUUUAUUUACACAGGGAAGAAGCCCGACCACCAGAAACAGAAGGCAGUGUUUCUCAUGAUUCAUCUUCUCAAACUUUUGUAUCAGAUGUAGCUAAUGCCUGUGCAGAUACAAGAGUUUCUUUGAUAGAUAGUAAUAAUUUGCUUACUAUUGAACCACAAAGAUCUAAAAGAGGAUCUGUGGGAACAGUGUCACAUUCAAACCAAUGGUAUCAGAUAGCAGAACUGAACACUCCACAUACACAGUGUGGUCAGUCAAGACCAUUUACCACCAUGAGUGAUCACUUACCUUCUGUUCCGAGUCCAGCUGUCGAUUUCAGUCUUUCCAUGAGCAAUCCAUCUGUAUCUCAACAACGAACUUCUAGCUCUAGUCAGCAGAUGAUACAAAACUCUCAAAUGCAGAUGUAUAACAGCCAGUCUACUGAUUUGGGAAGAAAUGAGAGGGAACAACAGUCGGGUAGAAUUGAGGAACAGCUGCUUCAUCAGCAGAAUACAUCUAAUAUCAUCGACGAAUCAGUAGUACAACAGGAACCUAAUCAGAAUCGGGGGUCAAAACAGCAGUCUCAUUUUCCAGAACCACAUCAACUUCAAACUGUACAAACACAAAAUGUACUUUCAAAUCAGGGACCUCAACAGCAGCAGUUGGUUGAACGUAAUCAAUUGCACCAACAGCAAUUGGGGCAAUCUUAUUUUAUAUCACAUACAAGACAAACACAAGCUCAAGUACAAAUACCAGUACGAUGCCAGGCACAGCAACAAGAGUCUUAUGACUCUGCAGGUCAACAUCAAGUUUUACGGAGCAUGUCACAGGAUCAAACACAACCACAUAAUCAGCAAGCUAUUUUACAAAAUAUUCACAUGCUAGAGCGAGAGAUGAAACGACUGAUGGAUCGCUUUAAACUAUUAAAAUCACGAUAUCAACACAACCCACAAUUGGAAGGUGAGCUACGGAAAACCCAUCAAAAGUUAAAAACAUUGAGUCGGCAGAGACAACUGCUACUAGCACAAUUAUUGCCGCAACAGCAGGUGCAGGGAGCACAAUUGCCACAGCAGCAACAGCAUGUGCAGAGACUACAAUUGCCGCAGCAGCAACAGCAUGUGGAGAGAGUACAAUUGCCACAGCAGCAACAACAGCAUGUGGAGAGAGUACAAUUGCCACAGCAGCAACAGCAGGUGCAGGUAGCACAAUUGCCACAGAGGCAACAGCGGUUGCAACAAACACAAUUGUCACAACAGUGGCAUCAGCAGCUGCAGCAAACACAUUUGUCGCAGCAGCAGCAACAAAAGGAUCUGCAGCGAGCACGAUUUUCGCUGCAACAAGCACAAUUGCUGCAACAGCAACAAGCACAAUUGCCGCAACAGCAACAACGCCAAUUGCAACAGCAGCAACAGCAUGUGCAGGGAGCACAAUUGCCACAGCAGCAACAGCAUGUGCAGAGAGUACAAUUGCCGCAGCAGCAACAGCAUGUGCAGAGAGUACAAUUGCAGCAGCAGCAACAGCAUGUGCAGAGACUACAAUUGCCACAGCAGCAGCAACAGCAUGUGCAGGGAGUACAAUUGCCACAGCAGCAGCAACAGCAUGUGCAGGGAGUACAAUUGCCACAGCAGCAGCAACAGCAUGUGAAGAGAGUACAAUUGCCACAGCAGCAACAGCAGGUGCAGGGAGUACAAUUGCUACAGAGGCAACAGCGGCUGCAACAAACACAAUUGUCACAACAGUGGCAUCAGCAGCUGCAGCAAACACAAUUGUUGCAGCAGCAACAGCAACAACAGGAUCUGCAACGAGCACGAUUUUCGCUGCAACAAGCACAAUUGCCGCAACAGCAACAAGCGCAAUUGCCGCAACAGCAACAAGCGCAAUUGUCGCAACAGCAACAACAACCACAGCUCCAGCAGCAACUCAAGCAAUCACUACUGCUACAGCAUCUGAAAAGACCAAGAUUGCCAGCAGGAGCUGAAGCAGAGAAACAACAGCAACAACCGCAAUCUCAACCCCAGCAACAGUAUCCGCGUUCUCUGCAAGAACAGCAACACCCAUAUGCUCGUCUGCAUCAACAACUGGAUCAGCAGCACUUGCAACAGUCACCACAAAUAACACAGCAACAACAAAAAGUACAAUCACUGGAGCAGAAACGGCGGGAUGUGUAUCUGCUGCAACAAUCACAUCAACUACAUCAGGAACUAGUUGUAGAAAAGGAACGUAGAAUUACCAGUGAUUGUGGUGAAAGUUGGUGUGUACCAGACCAUGAGAAGCAAAAGCAGUCGGUGUCAUCACUACCAUCUGUGUCACCACAAACUGUUACAGUUGUACCACCGACCUCUGCUGUUCAGAAAUGUUCUAUGACUCCUGUUUCAAAUGCUUUGGCACAAAAUUUACAGUCGAGCUAUUCUGUCAUUUCAGAAUCAUCUUCAAGAUCAAAGUUAAAUCUGGGAAUUUUACUACAAUCGUCAUCGUGUUCAGGGACACAUCAGUCUUCUGCUUCCUCUGCAAUAUCUGAUUUAUCUUUAUCAAAUUUACUGAAAAAUACAGGCACAUCAUCAUCUUCAGGAUCACAUCAGUCCUGUCCUUCCUCUGCAGUGGUUAAAAAUCAAUUGCAGCUGCCACCACCAAACCCUUCUCACAGUUUCAGUACAGAUUCAUCUCAAACUUUGCCUACUAUACUUGAACUUUCAAUGCCUAGUUCAAAAACAUCACCUGUUAUGUCUGAAAUAGGUGUUUCAUCACUGUCUAACUCUGUUAGGGUGAUAAGUAAUGAAAUAUUGAGUGAGGUUAGUGAAAGUGAUCAGAAUGAAAUAAGGGAAGUAAUGCGUGUGAAAGAAGUCAAUAAACAGGUUUUACAGGAAUGUAAAAAUGUAGAAAAAGUAAUGGAAGGAACUGACAUAAACUUAGAGAUUGCAAAUGUUAGGCCAUCUGUCUUAAGAAUUCAUAAGAAUGGAGGAGACAUUGAAACCAGAACUGAAUGUUCAAGACAGAUGCCAGGUAGUGUAAAAUUGGCAUUUGAUAAUGACUUGAGGCAGGGUGGAAAGCCUGAAGGACUGAUAGAUGGAAGGACUGAAGAUCUCAUAGAAAUGCAGUUUGUAGACACUGGUACAAAGAAUGUGAAUUCUACCAUGGGUGACACAUGUUCAGUGAUAAAACCAAUGGAUAUUUUAAAUGAAAUUGACUUGACCAUAAAGGAAAACAAAUCUCAGUGUUCCAGACAAAAUGAUCUUGUGGAGAUAGGAGUUAAUGCUAUCAGUGAGAAUAAACCUUUUACUCAAAAAGAAAAUAAUGUUAAAGAUAGUCAGAGUUCAGAAACAGAAUUUCAAAUUGGAAAUAAAAUUACCAUAAUAGGUCAUAACGAAAGUUCAUCUUCAAUAAUAGAAGGACUGGGAAGUAGGAGUGAAGAAAAGUUGCCUCCAGAGGUUCAUGGCACAGAGCAUGAAGAGGAGACAGAUAUAAAACCUCAAGGAAUAAAAGUGCGUUCGAUAUCUCUAGAUAGUGGAUACAAAACUCCAUCUCCAUUUCUGCAGGUAAGAGGCAAAGGAGAGGAGAAGGGAAGAUAAUUGAAUUCAAAUGUGAAAGGUGAUUUGAUUAACCUAUUACAGAUCAAUUUGGUUUCAUGACAUCCUUCAAAAGGAGGGAAGUUAAAAAUUUUGAAAACGUAAUGUAACCCUCCUUUAAUAAUACGGUUAUGUGACUUCUGGAGCGGGAAUGGGAUUUUCAAUAAUAAAAGACAUGACACUUUGUUAACAAACAUUUACUAACUAAAAUGAUGUGAUGGUUUACACAUGAUUGAUAGUAAUGAUAGGGAUGACCUUAUUUUAAAUAACUUUGAUAUUUGUUUGA